Messenger RNA from Bufo gargarizans (Asiatic toad), 4139 nucleotides. RefSeq names its product sulfite oxidase (gene SUOX). Gene Ontology annotation, cellular component: mitochondrion. Gene Ontology annotation, molecular function: molybdopterin cofactor binding; oxidoreductase activity; molybdenum ion binding. The transcript is spliced from 4 exons. The coding region runs from base 75 to 1772 and encodes 565 amino acids. The record is from RefSeq and is a predicted model, not a curated record. Lineage: Eukaryota; Metazoa; Chordata; Amphibia; Anura; Bufonidae.
CCCGUAUCGGGGUUGCGCUGCUGUGCCCUCCCCUCAGUCUGCGGGAAGACGCGGCGCUCGGCAGUCAGUAAAAUAUGACACUGCUCCAUAGGGUUUCAUCAGUGGCACUAUGCAGCCUGACCAGACCACAGAGGUUGCAGAAACAGAUGUUCAUGUUGGUACGAAUGUGUACAUCUAAGAAUGAAUCAAGGCGGAAACGGAGCACAGGCACUGGGUCCGGAGAAAAUGGCUGGAAAUGGGGUGCUGCCACAGCGGGAACAUUGUUCGGAAUGGGCUCCUUCCUGAUUUUUGAUUCUCAGAGGCGAAAAGUUGCUCAAGCAGAGUCUAAAGAAGAACAUGUCCCUUCGAAUUCUCUCCCUCAGUAUACAAGAGAGGACAUCAAGAAGCACAAAAAUCCUACUGACAGGAUAUGGGUUACAUAUGCAGGAGAAGUAUUCGAUAUCACAGAUUUUGUGGAUCUGCAUCCUGGAGGAAAAAGGAUCUUGCUGGCUGCAGGGGAAGCGUUAGAGCCUUUCUGGGCCCUCUAUGGUGUUCACAAGAGUGAGCAUGUGAUGGAAAUGUUGCAAGAGUACAAGGUUGGAGUGCUCAGCCCUGAAGACAAGGAGGAGCCAUGUGAUGUGUCUGAUCCUUACUCUGGUGAUCCUUCUCGACAUCCUAUUCUAAAGGUCAAUAGUCAAAAGCCUUUUAAUGCUGAGCCACCUCCUGAAUUGCUAACAGACAGCUUCAUCACUCCAAAUGAGCUGUUCUUCAAGAGGAACCAUUUGCCAGUGCCAAAUAUUAAACCUGAUGAGUUCCAGCUUGUUGUAGAGAGACCCCCUGGAGCAAAGCAGGGUAAACCAUUAAAACUGUCCCUAAAAGACCUCAAGACGAAGUUUUCACCACAUGAAGUUACUGCCACUUUGCAAUGUGCAGGAAAUAGGCGCUCUGAGAUGAAUGCUAUAAAGCAAGUUAAGGGUCUAGACUGGGGUACAGCAGCCAUUAGUACAGCUCGUUGGGCAGGAGUACGACUAAGGGAUGUUUUACUAGAUGCUGGCUAUACAGAGGACACGCCCAAUUUGCUACAUGUCCAGUUUGAAGGCUUGGAUCAAGACAUAACUGGAACAAAGUAUGGAGCAUCAAUCUCUUUUAAGCGUGCAAUGAGCAAGGACCAUGAAGUCCUACUUGCGUAUGAAAUGAAUGGUGAGGAAUUGCCUAAAGACCAUGGCUUUCCUCUGCGGGUUAUUGUGCCAGGUGUGGUAGGUGCCCGGAAUGUGAAGUGGUUGGGACGAAUCAUUGUAAGUGCAGAGGAAAGUUCUAGUCACUGGCAACAGAAUGAUUACAAGGGCUUCAAUCCAAAUGUAGAUUGGGAUACUGUAGACUUUUCUUCUUCUCCAGCCAUACAAGACCUACCUGUACAAUCUGCCAUUACAGAACCGCGGCCUGGGGAAAAGAUCACCCCAAAUCAUGAUGGAAACGUGACCAUCAAAGGAUAUGCAUGGAGUGGAGGCGGGAGAGAAAUUGUUCGAGUGGAUGUGUCUCUGGAUGGGGGAAAAACCUGGAAAGUGGCUGAACUUACUGGAGAGGAGAAAGAGGGUCUGGCCUGGGCAUGGAAAGUCUGGAUACUGGAGGCAGCUAUUCCUGUAGAAUGCAACGAAAUGACUAUCAUCUGUAAAGCCGUAGAUGACAAUUACAAUGUGCAGCCUGAUUCUGUGGCCCCAAUAUGGAACUUGCGUGGGGUAUUGAAUAAUGCUUGGCACCGUAUAAGCAUCACAGUAGACAGAGAUGAACACUGAUGUGAAAAGAGGCAGUUCUCUUAUGGAUAGAGAAAUGGGAUGUUACAAUAAGUGGUACAUAAAGGUGUGAGAUACAGUAUAUUGUAGCUCUUAAUGAUGCUUCCUAGUCACGGAGUUGUUUUGCUGACCCCUUUUUUAUGCUUCUACGAACUUGAGCUUAUAUUUCAUAUUGAGUGUGACUCGGCCAGAGGUCAGUCAGAUUGUAAUUGUAGGAUCCUCUCUCACGUAGAGUUGGUGCUAUGUGGUUCCUAAUAAAAAGAAGUCCUGUCUGCACUUAAAGAGCAUAUAAUAAAUAUAUGUGCAUGUGUUUUGUAUCAUAUACAUUAACUACAUGGGGGUAGUUAUAAAGUGCCUCUUUCCACAGGGAAGUAAAAUAAUUCAGGGAAAGUUUCAUGUUUGAAUGAGAGCUCUACAGAUAGAGAAAAUGAUGUUGCUCUGUCCAUGGUCAUCUUCAAAGAUCCGGCUAAUUCUACGGUUGCUGUACAGUCAUCCGCAAUGCCACAUGCAUGCUAGGCUCUGCCCAGCCCUUCUUACUGGGAGGCCUUCCAAUACAUAUGAGUCAGUCACCUGGUCCCACUGAAAUUGGCUGACAAAGGGGUUGGUUUAUUUUUUAUUUUUAUUUUAUUUUUUUCCCCCCUACCCUCUUCUCAACACUUACCAGGUCUGCUGGUCAUUGGAUGAGAUGGAUAUUUCCUGAGUGUCAAGACAGAACCCGUGAAGCAGGGACCUAGUAAGCUUGUAAACAGCGGCAUAGGACUGGUGAUGUAAUUUUAUUUUUAAAAAAUAUUCUUGUUUUACCCCACCGGACAACACCUUUAACUCCUUGAUGACAUGCACAGUACAUGUAUGGCUGAUGUAAUCUCCGAGUGGCUGCCCUUGUUGUGGGGCUAAUUUGUGCAGUCAGCAAUAACGCCAGUUGCAGACAUUUAGACCCACAGAUUCCUCGGUAAAUUGUGACCCUAGUAUCUGAGACGGCCUGAACGUUUUCUCCAUGCGGAAAUAGGGGAAGCUGUUUGUUGGUGAAUGUACGCCUGAAAUGGAAGUACUAAAUUUCCCAUAUACUGCUGUAUUAAAUCACAUUAAUGUAUGGAAGAAGCAGUCUAAUGACUGCACGUUCAGGUCCCCUAGGGGAGCUUAAAAAAGGUUAGAAAACAAAAAAAAGAGUUGUAAAAUAUACAUAAGUUCAAAGCAUUUCCUUUUCCCAUAAUAAAAAUAACAAAAUAAAUAAACAAAAAUAAAGCUCAUAUGCACCACUGUGUCUUCAAAAUGCCAGAACUAUUAAAAUAUAAACGUAUUUAUCCCACUCGGUGCACACCCUAUUGGAAAAAAUCAAAAUGGCAAAUUCACAGUUUUUUCGAAUAAAAAGUGAUCAAAAAGUCAUACACACUCCAUAGUAUCACAAAAAACUACAGAGGAGUUCUCACACAGCUCUGGAAAUGGAAAUGUGGGGGAAAAAAGUGGGUUAGAAUACAAGAAAAAAAUAAAAAUAAAGUUUUUGAUAAAAAAAAAAAAAUUCAGUAUUAAAACACAAGUAAAUGUGGCAUUGUUGUAAUGUUACUGACUCGGAAAUGAAGGGAACAGGUCUGUUUUUUACUGCAUAGGGAACCCAGUAAAAAUUAAACUGUUAAAACUAUGGGCUUCCGAUCCAUGCCUCUGCACAGAAAAAGAUAGGACAUGUCCUAUCUUUUACUGUAACUUGCAGAUCGCGGACCCAUUCAAGUCAAUGGGUCCGCACCGUAGCAUGGAGUUCACGCGGCGGAGCCUGUGUAUUGCGGACCGCUAUUUGCUGUCUUCAACAUGGGCACGGCGGCCAUGCAUUUGAAUGAGCCCUAAGAAUAACACUAGUGGCUAUAGCAAAAUUAGGCGAGUCUACCAGUGUAGCUGCUUUUGAAUGUAUGAAGCACUGGGUCUGCCUUGUUUGGAGUAUUCCAGCUCAUUCAUGUGUCUGUGGACCAAUGAGUAGUACGCAGUCCCUUCCCCCACCCAAAGUGAUUCUGGUAACCAAGGCAGUGGGAAAAGACUUCGGGACUGAAAGCUGAAGAAAUGCAGGGAGGUUGGCAUUCAUUGAAUGUGGGUAGUUGUAGCCUCUGAUGUGCAACGCACAAUCCUUGGCUGAGAAGCUUCCAGUAGAAGUCUACUUGUCUAACUGAAGAAGUGACAAAGGAGCUAAGUAGUAACUGGGAAUCCUUCAUAUGUUAACCAAAAUGUGCUGUGAUUAUACUGAUGUGUUUGGUAAUAUUCAUAACGGGUAGACAUGGAUGAUUUGUAUCGAAUAUAUACAUAUGGAAUACUCCUAGAUGCUUUAUACAUUGUGCUUUAUUAUGCUUAAUAAUGUACUAUUUUAAUAAAAUCGAAUGCUAAAUUAUA